Guillardia theta CCMP2712 is the source of this 381-nucleotide messenger RNA. RefSeq lists its product as hypothetical. The transcript has a single exon. The record is from RefSeq and is a predicted model, not a curated record. Lineage: Eukaryota; Cryptophyceae; Pyrenomonadales; Geminigeraceae. Bases 1 to 381 code for a protein of 126 amino acids.
AUGAGGCACAAAUCUAAUCUUCUCUUCCUCCUCCUCGCAGUGCUUGCGAACAUCGGGAGCUGCUGUGGUGUGAUAAACCAUCUGGUUCUUAGACACUCGGGGUGCGAGGAAUGCAUGAGAACGUCAAACCUUGCGAGGCCGGGACACUUUUGCCUGGACCAUCUCUUCGACGCUGGGGACGGGCUCUUGUACCUGGACAGUCAUGAGAACCAGAUGACCUGCCUGAGCCAGCACCUGCGAGGAGGAGAGAGCGUCGAGACGUGGCUCAUCUCCUCCGGGGUCAGCAGCGACGGCAAGUCGUUCGACCGGGUCGGUGCCGUGGGGAGGAGGGGGAAGACGUACAGGCCCAAGUUGAGCAGGACCGUCGAGCACCAUUACUGA